AUGGAAAAUCUUCCGGUGAGGUUUCAGAGAAUGAUGGAUGCAUUUGACGCUGAUAUGGCACUUUCACGUGUGAAGCCCUGCAGCGAGAGCAGCGGAAGCGAGCACUCGCCGGAGAGCUCGCCCGAAUUGUCUGAUCUCGUGUUGUCUUUUAUGGAAGACAACGAGAGAUCAGAAGAAGAGGAAGAAGAAAAAGAAAAAGAAAAAAUUGAUCGUGGCGAAGAUCUCGGUGAGAAGGUUAAUGAAGAAGAUCUUGAAAAAGUUGAAAUGUUGAAGAAGUUGUUUGAUGGGAACGAAGAUGUUGAAGAGGAUGAAAGGGAUGAUAAAGAAAGGAUUAGAAGAGAGGUUGAGAUUGCAAUUGGAGGACUUAUUGGAAGUGAUAAUUCAUUUCCUGGAUUUAAACGUUGGUUGAUGACUCAAUUAAGGGAGAAAGGUUACGAUGCUGGACUAUGCAAAACGAAAUGGGAGAAAAGGGGAAAAUUAACAGCAGGAGACUAUGAGUACAUUGAUGUAACUCUUUCUGGAAAACGUUACAUAGUUGAAGUUUCUUUAUCUUCUGAAUUCGAAAUAGCUCGUCCAACAAAUCAAUAUUCUUCUUUACUUGAAUUUUUUCCAAUGAUUUUUGUUGGUAAAAUGGAAGAGUUCAAACGAAUUGUGAGACUAAUGUGUUCUGCAAUUAAAGGAUCAAUGAAAAGAAUGGAUUUACAUGUAGCACCAUGGAGAAGAAAUUUAUACAUGCAAAACAAGUGGUUUAGUUCAUACAAAAGAACAACUAAUGCAGUUGGAGCUAGAAAAGAGUUGUCACAUUUUUCAGCUGAGACUUUUUUUCCUAAAAAGUUUAUGGGAUUUGAAGCAACACAUGUGAAUGUAUAUAACUGUAGGGAUGAAUACUUGAGGGUUAAUACUGGGUUUAGAGUUGGCCACUUGACUACAGCGCUAAAAAUGGAUGAUUUUGGAUUGUGA
Messenger RNA from Lathyrus sativus (Indian pea), 960 nucleotides. The record is from the annotation of a GenBank genome assembly. Lineage: Eukaryota; Viridiplantae; Streptophyta; Magnoliopsida; Fabales; Fabaceae.